Molecule: messenger RNA, 2349 nt
Organism: Sardina pilchardus (European sardine)
Lineage: Eukaryota; Metazoa; Chordata; Actinopteri; Clupeiformes; Clupeidae
Gene: primpol
Product: primase and polymerase (DNA-directed)
Exons: 14
Coding region: 232-1869 (545 amino acids)
Biological process (GO): error-prone translesion synthesis; mitochondrial DNA replication; replication fork processing
Cellular component (GO): nucleus; mitochondrial matrix
Molecular function (GO): chromatin binding; DNA-directed DNA polymerase activity
Source: RefSeq, a predicted model, not a curated record
GCGGGAGUUGCGGCGGCGGCAAUUUCAACUGUUUGUAAUUUCUAAGUGCAGUUUAAAUUAGUUUUCUGUCAAAUUAGGCCAUUCUAAUCAAUCUAAUAUAAUCCCGCUAUUCUUCUGUUAAAUUUCAUGCCACACCCGUAUACUUCGGGAGUUGGGACAUGUGUGAAGACAUCUUCAAGAUAAUUAGCCCAGUGGCUGGCUGUCAAAGUUAGCUGCAAGGAUCCUGUUAACAUGAGAAAGAGAGAAUGGGGAGAUAGGUUGAGAGAGGUGGAGAAGCGAGCUCAUUCUUAUCAACAGAGCCCCCUCUGCUCCCGAUAUCAACCCCGAUUGGCCCAGCCGUCCCAGCCCUCUCCAGUGUGGCAUCUUUUCCCUCGACAGAGCUCUGCCCUGGUCUUCGCACAGACCUGCAAAGAGGACGUUCAUGUGUUUGCUCUUGAGCGAGAAGGUGGUGGCAUGGGCCAGAGGAUCUACCUGGUGACCAGUUACACUGAGCUGUGGCACUACUACAGGACCUACAGACAGUCCCUAAUGCACUGCUAUGAGGUGAUCCCAGAGGGAGCUGUGUGUAAGCUCUACUUUGACCUGGAGUUCCAGAGAGCAUGGAACCCCGGCCUCAAUGGGGAGACUAUGGUGGCUCGCCUAAUUCAGUAUGUGUGCAAGAAGCUGAAUGAGGUCUACGGGUUGAACUGCUCCAGCAGUGAUGUGCUGAAUCUGGACUCCAGCACAGAGGACAAGUUCAGCCGUCACCUGAUCUUCCUGCUCCCUAAUGCCACAUUCAGGGACAACAGUCAUGUUGGUCGUUUCAUUCAUGCUAUCCUUACACCGGUGAAAAACAGCAGCCACCCAGCAGAGAGCCCUACCACCUGUACCAGUGAAGGUACACAUCCACCCGCUGCCAUGGAGUAUAUUCCCAGCACGGACCGAGGCAUGCCAGGAAGUCCGCAGCCCAAGAGGCAUAAACAUGGGGAGGAUGACCUCAGCUUUCUGUCGGUGAAAAACAAAGAGGGACAGACUCAGCUGUUUGUUGACCUCGGGGUCUAUACCAAGAACAGAAACUUUAGGCUAUACAAGUCGUCAAAGCUGGGGAAGAAUGCAGCCUUCAUAGUUGCCAAGGACAACCAGUAUGUUCCAAAACCUGACAAGCAUCUUACGGAGGAGAACAUCUUUCAGGCAUCUUUGAUCAGCAAUGUGAGCUACACGGGGCAGAGGAUUCUGACGUGGGACGCAUCCGAGCUGGAGAACCCCAAAGGGCCUCGGCCAGAGGGCCCCUCCAGAGCCCACGCCAGGCCAGAUUGUGUUGGAGGCCACCAGUACUCCCCCUACAGAGAAGUGGAUGACUUUGUGUUGACACUGCUGUGCAGAGAUAACGUCAAAGGAAGUAUACGGCAGUGGAACUACUUUGUGUCAGAGCAGCUGCUGGUCUAUGACAUUCUGCACUACCGCUGGUGCUACAACGUGGGCCGCUUUCACAAGAGCAACAACAUCAUGAUCCUAGUGGAUCUGAGGGAGGAGGUGUGGUAUCAGAAGUGCCACGACCCAGAGUGCAGGAGACAGAACUUCAGAUCCUCCAAUUAUCCGCUGCCAGAAGAUAUCUGCAUCAGUCAUCUGCUCAAAGAGGAUGAGGAGGACCAGCUGUAUCUGGUGGAUGACGAAGGGAACAUUGAGCUCAGCCAGAGACCGUGUCCUGAGGCAUCACCAGAGGGGGCCAAACCAGAGAGCAGUGGCCAGGUGGGAGCCAGCGCAGGCUGGGAGGACUGGGCUGAGGAUGACCCCUGUUACCUGGAGGCCCUGGAGGAGGUGGAGAGGAGCACCGAGGAGGUGUCUGAUGAACUGCUGCUCAUGGCAGCAGAUGAGUGGGAGAACAGAUGAGUGGGAGAACAGGAGAUGAUGACCGAGACAGGCCCUGCCAUGGGCACUUACUGCCACCAACAGACUGAGGAACUGGCGCUAUACAAAUCCAGACUGUUAUCUUUAUCGCUAUCAAAAAGAGCGACAAUGUUAAUCAAUAAGUAAUAGGUUUGUAUUAAUAAUUCUGACAGAAUGUUGGAGUGGUCCAUUGGAGUGGUUUUAAAAUUGAUGUAGGUGAAAAAUAUCACCCUUUUUGAAAACCAAUAUAGCUGUACAGAAAUGUUAUGCUUUAGUUUUAUUCCGUCUAUAAUGCAAAUAAGUGAUAUAGUAAUUAUCUUUUAUGCACACAAAUAGAAUAUAGUGAAUUAAAAAAGGCCAGGCCCAUGUCAAAUACACACAAAAUAGUGUUUAUUUGGUAUACCUUGAAAUAUGGAAAUAUAUGCAUCUUACAUUUGUACAAAAAUGUGAUAGACCAAGACAUUAAAACUCGACAGGUCCUCA